Molecule: messenger RNA, 1858 nt
Organism: Juglans regia (Persian walnut)
Lineage: Eukaryota; Viridiplantae; Streptophyta; Magnoliopsida; Fagales; Juglandaceae
Product: trafficking protein particle complex subunit 12
Exons: 2
Coding region: 76-1152 (358 amino acids)
Molecular function (GO): protein binding
Source: RefSeq, a predicted model, not a curated record
GCUGUCCGCUAAGAGACGAUAGUUACUCCCGGCAAUCGCUGUUUCAACAAUCCCCGAUCCGAUCUCCCUGUCGCAAUGGAAGCGGAUGCACCAUCCGACCCGCUGACGAACCAGUUCGGCACCAUCGAUGACCUUGCGCACGACCUGGGUUCCAUCCAGGACCUGGCGGCCCGCGGCUCUUGGAGAGCCAUUCUCGACAAGGUCGCACGCGCGCGAGCCCUCUCGCUCCUCCGCAACCCCCACGAGCAACUCACUUACCUCUCCUUUCAAGUCCUCGCCCUCGCCAAACUACGACGUUUCAACGACGCCUCCGCGGAGCUCGACUCCCUCCAGGACCUCGACGGUCCACUCUACCGGUAUCAAUCUUACCCCACCGUCUACCCCAGCCGCUCUGGUUCCAUGGUACCUUUCUGCCUCCGCUGGCUCCAAGCCCUCAUCCCCGUCAAACUCGGCCAACGCCAAGUAGGCCUCGACCGCUUCUACAUUCUUCUCGACUUCGUUCGCUCCAAACUGAUUACAAAAGAAAAGGAGGGAAUUUCUGUGAAUAUCUGGAAGAAGAGGGAGAUUUUCGUGAUUAACGCGAUUAUCGGGCACCAUUUGAGCAACAAGGAGUUUUCCGUGUGCCUGGAUCUGAUCCAACAUUUGCUCGGUCCCGAUUCUUCAAACCCUAUUCUGUGGUCGAAGCUCGGGUACAUUCAAAUGCAAACUGGGGACCUGGAAAGCGCGAAGAACUCGUUUAAUCGCGUCGAGGCGUUGAUGAAAGAGGGCAAGAGUGAUGAGCUGUUGAGCGAGAUUGAGUUCAAGAACCUCGUGAAUAGGAACAAGGCGAUGGUGUAUAUGGUGGGGAAGGACUACGUCUCGGCGGUGAGGGAGUUGGAGGAGUGCAUUGAGAGGGACCCUAUGGACGUGGUGGCGAUAAACAACAAGGCGCUUUGCUUGAUGUACUUGAGAGACUUGCCGGAUUCGAUUAAGGUGCUGGAGAAUGCUCUCGAGAGGGUGCCCACCGUGGCGCUCAACGAGACGGUCGUAGUGAAUUUGUGUAGUAUGUAUGAAUUGGCUUAUGUCAAUCAUUCCGAUAUCAAGAGGACGCUCAGUAGUUGGAUUGCUCGGGUUGCUCCCGAUGACUUUGACUCGUCUUGUACUCGGAUUUGAGGUUGCACAGAGUGCUGAAGUGGCUAAUUUAUAGUCCUCUUUAUAUGGGCUUCGAUUACCAAUACAUAGUCUUUACAAAUAAAGCCUGAGGAUUGGCACUCUAUUGCUGUCAUUUUUAUGUAUAUGGUCCCAAUUAUCUACGUUUCCAGUGUCCCCACGGACUGUUAGCUAGCGUGUAUCAGCUUACAAGAAUAGCUUUUAGUAUAGAUCAAGUGGAAGAGGUAUGUAUAAAAGUAUUUGCCCCAAGAAGGAAUUCUAAAAUUGCAGGUUUGGAAAAGGGCAGAUUUUUUAGAAAGGGGAUCUUUUGAUAUUUUGGGAAUCUUUCAUCUAAUAUUGAUCCAUAUGACCUUUUGACUUCUUCUACCCUUAAGCGACCAAACUCAAUGUCAUUAACAGAGAACUGAAUGAGGUGGCUCAACAGAAGGAAAGCUCCUGCUUUGAAAAUUAUGUAGUUUGUAUUUUAGACUAAUUUUCUCAUGCACAUGCUUUAGAUGAAUAUAUUACUGUAAUUGGAGUUGGAUUUAUCGCAAAAGAUAGUUUCAUCAAUCCUGGCUGUAUCAUAUAGAUUUAUUUCUUUGAUAUGUAAUAGAUUAUCAAAUGAAACACUUGAGUACACCUGCCAUCAGGAUCUUUUGUUUGGAGGAAAAAAAAAUGUUUAGGGUGAACUGGUAGUGCUUUAUAAGUCAAUGGAUCAAGUUGUCUGCUG